This is a messenger RNA of Musca vetustissima, 645 nucleotides long. RefSeq names its product tigger transposable element-derived protein 6-like. The annotation marks the transcript as partial. The transcript has a single exon. The record is from RefSeq and is a predicted model, not a curated record. Gene Ontology annotation, molecular function: nucleic acid binding. Lineage: Eukaryota; Metazoa; Arthropoda; Insecta; Diptera; Muscidae.
AUGGUCAGCCAAAAUCGCAAGAUUUUAUUGUUCGUUGACAAUUGUACGGCUCACAACGGACGUCCAGAUCUGAGUCACGUGAAGGUAGAGUUCUUCCCCGCAAACACAACUUCUCAGCUUCAGCCACUAGAUAAGGGAAUCAUAAAAAAUUUUAAAUCUUUCUAUCGCAAUGAAGUCGUAAUGCAACUCCUAGACAGCAUUGAGGAUGAAAAGGAGCACAAAAUUACAAUCUUGCACGCGAUGAACAUUGCUGACAAAGCCUGGGAAAAUAUUAGCCAGUCCACGAUUCAGAACUGUUUUCGAUCUUGUGGUUUCGACAAAGGACCAUACUCGUCAGUAAGUGAAGAACCAUGCAUUGAACCCAACGUAGCCGAAUGGAAUCGCGUUCCUCAAGAUGGAGAAAAUCCAAUCAGCUUCGAUGAAUACGUUCACUUUGACGACAAUGUGGCUGUUGCAGGCAUACAAACGGAUGAUGAGAUCUUGGGAUUUUCGCAAGAGGACGACGAAGUCAGCGAUGACGACGAAGUUGAUAUCCCCCCGAUUUCUUCCAAAGAGGCAAAAAAUUGCAUUGACAAUUUACGCCGUUAUUUUUUGGGUACAGAUGUUGACGACGAUGUGUUUUCAGCAAUUGUGACGCUAGACAAC